AAAAUACGCGUAUGUGCGCUGAAAACAACACGUUUUAUAUGAUUUUCCUACUUUUGAACAGAAAUUCCACAGUUCACGGGCUCAAUAACUGAAUUAAACUUCAGUCCUCCUUCUCAUCGCUUUCCUCAUCACCAGGGAGUACCUCCCCCGCUCUCGUCUUGUAACAUGAACGAGCGGUACCUUUUUCCAUCAAAUGUUUUCUUCGUCAUGGGCAAAUCUCAGUGUAGUGAAGAUCUCGCUCACGGCUUUUCAUUGCGUUCCGGUUGUUUGAUGCGCGGGCGAUGAUGGGACGCGGUCUUUCACGCACUGACUGGUACCCGACUGGAUAAAACACCUUUUUUUAAAGAGGAAUUUUGCUGACUUCUCCAACUUUUAUUUUCUAAUGCUUGCAGGCCCCGGUGGAGCAGUGCGAUGACUCCCAUUCCCCUGUGUCUGCUGCUGCUCUGUGCCCUGCCCCUGUGUGUUCUUGCCUGGGGGGGCCAUGGUGAUGGUGUUGAUGAAGAGUAUGGCUGGUCCAUGCAGAGGGUCCCGUUAAUUCUAGACAGGCACACAGUGCAUCUGCGGAGCCCCACGUUUGGUGGGAAGGUUGAGGGGGCAGGUGAGGAUGAGGAGGGAGGGUGUGGGAUAAAGUGUCAGAGUGCCCGCCCCCCUCCCGACUGGGCCACACUGGAGAGCAUGCUGGGAUACGAGACGGUGUACGAGAACGGCACACGCACACACAGCAACGUCACGCUGCAGGGCCUGAAUGACACAACCUCACACACGCCCUUACACACCCCCUCACACACUCGCAGGAAACGUCAGGUGUAUGGCGAGGACGGGCGCUUUGUCAUCUCGGACAGCCACUUCACCACCAGCUACCCGUUCUCCACGGCGGUCCGCCUGUCCACGGGCUGCUCCGGGGUCCAAGUGUCUGAAAAACACAUACUGACGGCGGCCCACUGCGUCCACGAUGGGAAGGACUACCUGCAGGGGGUCCGCAGGCUGAAAGUGGGGGUCCUACAGGUCAAAUCUAAACGAGGUAGGAGGGGUGGGAGGAGGAGAGGGGGGAGGAGAGGAGGAGAAGAGGGGCAAAGAGAGGAAGUAGUAGGAGUAGAGGAGAAAGGGAAUGGGAUAGAUGGAGAAGAACCGAGACAGGAGGAGAGACAGAGAGGAGGGAGGAGAGGAGGAGGAGAGGGGCAAGGAGAGGAAGUGGUAGGAGGAGAGGAGAAAGGGAAUGGGAUAGAUGGAGAAGAACCGAGACAGGAGGAGAGACAGAGAGGAGGGAGGAGAGGAGGAGGAGAGGGGCAAGGAGAGGAAGUGGUAGGAGGAGAGGAGAAAGGGAAUGGGAUAGAUGGAGAAGAACCGAGACAGGAGCAGAGACGGAGAGGAGGGAGAAGGAGGAAGGGAGAAAGGGAGAAACAGAACAGGGUUGAUGAGACUGGAGCAGAGGGACGUGAAGGAGGGAACAUGGAGAAGGAGAGGGGACAAGGAGGGGGUAGGCAGAGAAAGAAAGGUAGCAGAAGCAGCCGUGUACAACGCAGCACCGAACUCAAAAUUCAGCCCUCCUUCCACUGGACACGCGUAAAACAAACCCACAUCCCCAAAGGUUGGAUACACACAGGAGAUAGAACCAACGCCAUAUCCCACAACUACGACUACGCCCUCCUGGAGCUCAAACAGCCAAUUAAACAGAAGCACAUGAAACUGGGUGUAGUGGCCCCUACAAAGCCCCUCCCCUUAGGUCGCAUCCACUUCUCAGGGUUCGACAACGAGUCAGAGGGAGAACAAAAGGACGAAGGAGGGGAAAAGGUGGUCUAUCGCUUCUGUUCAGUGACGGAGGAGUCAGACGACCUGUUGUAUCAGCAUUGUGAUGCCCAGCAGGGGGCGUCAGGCGCUGGUGUAUACAUCCGCCUCAGACAGGAAGUGGUGGGGUCCAAUAAGGGGAAGUGGCAGCGGAAGGUUAUCGGGGUGUUCUCAGGGCACCGCCGGGUGGACGGGGACGGGGGUGAACAGAGGGACUAUAAUGUGGCGGUGAGGAUCACUCCGCCUAAAUACGCUCAGAUCUGCCACUGGAUCCAUGGGGAUCCCAGCAUGUGUAGGGAGGCCUGAGACACCAGGGAUAUGUCAGACUGAUCAGAGUAAGAAAAAAAUAAGAUAUGCAUUCAUGUAUCUCCUUUCACGGAGUCCUCAAAGCACUGAGGUGGUGGUGGACAAACUAACCAAUGGCCAGCACAGAAUGAUCAGAUGGAAUAGAACUUUGGAAUAUGGGAUGAUUUUCUUGCUUUGGUCAAUCAAACAGAUCCCUAUCCAGACUGAGGUCUCAAAAUUCUAUGGUGCGAUAAAAACAGGUUUCUUUGUCACAUGUGCUUUUUGUUUCCAAGAAAUACCCAUCGUGCACAUAAUAUGGGUGCUAAGAUGAGUUCCGUUGGUGAUGAUUUUUCUUGGGUAAAUCUUUGUUUUUAGUGUCUACGUGAUUCAGUUAUCUAGCCAAUGCUCUUUUUGUUAUCAUAAUAGUUUUUUCCCAGGGUCUAUAUUUAGAGUGUAAAUGUGUAUUUUGUUGAGUAUUUCCAGAACAUAUAUUUUGCUUGGAAAAAAAUUGGAUCAACAGUGAUGUAAAAAAAAAAGCAAAAAUAAAACGUCUUUAUAUUAAAACCUA
Messenger RNA from Oncorhynchus keta (chum salmon), 2638 nucleotides. RefSeq names its product inactive serine protease 35-like. Lineage: Eukaryota; Metazoa; Chordata; Actinopteri; Salmoniformes; Salmonidae. The record is from RefSeq and is a predicted model, not a curated record. The coding region runs from base 412 to 2091 and encodes 559 amino acids. Gene Ontology annotation, biological process: proteolysis. Gene Ontology annotation, molecular function: serine-type endopeptidase activity. The transcript is spliced from 2 exons.